AUGCCGAUCCGUCCUCUCGAUGAAUGGGCCGUGGGCCGCACCCAAUCCCUUCCCCUCUCUGCGCUAAAGGGUGCGGUGAUCGGUCUCGAUGCGUCGUAUUACAUUCAACAACACCUGGUCAACCAGUCCACCCGAGAGGCCCUGCUAGGCGCCCUGGGCGGCUUUCCCUUCGCCUUGAAGGCCAACAUCGAGAAGGAGCUACAGACCUUCAAGAAUCUAGGUGUCGGUUGUAUCUUUGUCUUCAAUGGCCUGCAUUUUGGCAAGAAAGAUGAGAAGCCUCGCAACCAGUCCGCCAUGGUACGCUCAUUUGAGCAAGCCUGGGAGCUGUACGACCAACAGCAAGCGGACCAAGUUGUGGAUGCCUUCAGCAAUGCCGGUAUGACCAAUCUCCUUGCGCGGAUGUCGGAUAUUUGGUCUCCUUCGCUGCCACCCAAAAUCCUUGACAUCUCCCCGCCGAUAGCCCUAAUCGACACUGACGAUGAAACCUCAGGGACCCCACCCCCGGAAACCCUCUACAAGUUCCUGCAGCGGAUCCUAUCCCAAAAUGGCGUCUCAUUCAUGGUGGCUCCAUAUAGCGCUUGCGCGCAGCUCGCCUAUCUCGCCCGUGGCGCCAACCCUGUGAUCGAUGCCAUCUACGGGCCUUCCGAAGCCCUUCUGUUUGACAUUGAUAAGCUGGUCACUCGCAUCGAGCUCGAGCCCGCGCAAUUUUCCUGGCUCACAAAGCAGACUCUCCUGGAAGAACUGGGUCGUCUCUCUAAUGACCAAUUCCUAGACUUCUGUUUGCUCCUAGGGUCACCCUUCCUGCGAUCCUUCCCGCUGUUCGAGAACCCUGCCUUCCCCGGGAAGCUCCCUACCGUUCGCGAUGCAUUGCCCAUGUUCAAUGCCGCUGGCCGAAGUGCUCUGGCGUUGUGUGCUCAGUUCGAGGAUGAGCGCCGUAUGCAGGAGCCCGACUACACGAAGCGAUACAAGCGGGCAUAUCUGGUUGUCAAGCACCAUGUGAUUAUUGAUAUUGAUGGUCGGGUUGGUCCCAUGGACCAGGAGCACACGUCAUCGGACAUGCACGAGCUUAUCGGCCUGCGCCUGCCCGAGGAGUUAUACUUCUACUUGUCCAAGGGUGUUCUUGGCCGAGAUGUACCCAACUUCCUUACAUCUGGCGAAGUUCGCCUUUCGCUCCCUCUGGGCACCGAAGAUACUGAUGUUUACCGUCAACUCGUGGCCGAUACUCUGACUCCAAUUAGGGCGCAGUCAAUUGGUCUCCUGGCCAAUUGCCUCCACAGAUUUUACCAGACGAAAAUUAUCACCAUUCGACCCUGGUUCGACGAAAACUCAGAAGAGAGGCAGAUUAACCUUAGGGAGCUCCCAUCAGUCAAGGAGACCAUUCAAGCCUGGAGAGUUUCCGGUGAUAAGUUCACCGAGGAUGUGAAACAAUUGCAGGCACCUCGGGGGUCCUUCAAGUUUGCCAUUCAGAGCUUGAACCACCCUGAAUUCGUAGCCAAGACAUUCGCGAACAGAGAAACACCCAUCUUGUCAAAGCAAGAUGAUAUACUGUCGAACGUGAUGUGGCGAUUCUUGCAGCUGCGUGGAUACGUUGACGACAAGCACAAUCUGACCAGCUGGGGCAAGUGCCUGGAGCAAGCUCUGUCGGCUGUGGAUCCUGCUGAUAACCUGGAGGAUGCUAUAUUCAUUGCGAUUGAGAUGCUCCGCAUGAACCUUCUUAACACGAAACACUGGUUCUCACAUGUCUCAGGCGGCCCAAUGAGAGGCUCUGAGGAGGACAAGACGUUCAACAUGCUGGUAUCCCGUGUGGCCUGUAUCGCCAAGUUGCAGCACAAGCCUAUCGGAUACUCUGGCCCUCUUAGCCGACAACUCCUUUGCUACCGCUCUCUGAUAUCCGAAGUUCGCACCGCAUUGAGGAAUCUCAUCGAGGUCGUGCUGACGAGUCUACUACUGAGUGGUGAGGUCGAUCGAGACCGGAAUGACUGGGUUGAGCUAGGCAUCAAGCUACCUUUCAUUGACGAUAAUGAUUGCGGUCUUGGAAUCGCUGUUCGGACCUACCUGGAUGAUCUGCCCCUGCAGGCGAAUCCCACCUCGCCCGAGGCUCGACAAGAAGUGAAGUCGAAGGGCAAGGAAUGGUUCCAGCACAGCGAGAGCUUCACCGGAAAUCUGGAUCUGGCUUUCAAGCUGUGGGAUGCGGUCCACAAGGGGACACAGAACGCCGGCAAGGAGUUCAAGGAGGCGAAGCUUUGGGAUGAUGCUAACAAGUGGUUGGCGGAACGACGAUGA
Molecule: messenger RNA, 2283 nt
Organism: Penicillium subrubescens
Lineage: Eukaryota; Fungi; Ascomycota; Eurotiomycetes; Eurotiales; Aspergillaceae
Product: MKT1 family protein
Exons: 7
Coding region: 1-2283 (760 amino acids)
Biological process (GO): DNA double-strand break processing; mismatch repair; DNA recombination
Cellular component (GO): nucleus
Molecular function (GO): 5'-flap endonuclease activity; 5'-3' DNA exonuclease activity
Source: RefSeq, a predicted model, not a curated record